Messenger RNA from Saccoglossus kowalevskii, 3815 nucleotides. Its product is annotated as GTP-binding protein 1-like. NCBI's taxonomy places the organism in Eukaryota, Metazoa, Hemichordata, Enteropneusta, Harrimaniidae. Gene Ontology annotation, biological process: translational elongation. Gene Ontology annotation, molecular function: GTPase activity; translation elongation factor activity; GTP binding. The record is from RefSeq and is a predicted model, not a curated record.
CUAUCGCGCAUGCCCAGUAUUGCUGAUGACACCUCGACGGUUGUGGGGCAAGUAGGAAGUUUUAGCACAUAUUGCACAAGCAAAUAAUGAUAUAUCCUGCUUUAUUUUGGUUGUGGUGAUGUUUCAAUGUAUUGCGUCAGUUCACUGUAUAAUUCUGAGGGUGACAGACUUGUUUUCACGAAAUCAGAUAUGUUAUUCCGAUUAGCAACAGUAGGAACAGAAUCGACGCAGACGUGAGAAUUCCGAACCUUAGUCGGACAAAUAAUAAGCAUUUCACACUUGGAGCAGUUGGACAAAUAAACCGCUUCACACGUCUGUGGUGUUCAUGGGAUUACCGUGAAUUGUUGCUGCUUUUGUGGAGUUUAAAGUGAGGUGGUUUCUUAUCUCCAGUCACAUAUUCUAUGCUAGGAACUGUGCACAGAGUAUCCUAGUUCUCUGAAUUCAAGAUGUGUGCUGCGAUUGUGAACAAUUUCCUGCCCAACUCACCAAGUCAGGAGAGUUUAAAAUCUCCAGAAAGUGAGCACAAUCUGUUUGCUCCGGACAAUGACACUACACAAUGUAAUGGCGAUCCAGAUAGUCACUGCAGCGGCGUUGGUCUAAAGUAUCUCUUAGUAAGUCCAGAAGAAGAGACCUAUGAGUUUCUGCUGACUCAACUGAAACAAAGAUUAGAUGAUGGACAGGGGGAAACUAUCUACGUCAUUGGAGAAGGAGAUGGUUCUGAUAGUGGACUAACAUCAGAUGAACUUGCUGCCUCUGUAGCUACAUUACAGAGUAUAUCAACCCAGUUAGAGGCUGAUAUGGUGUUACUCAGAGAACGUACCAUACAAGGUGGUUUGUUGGCAGAGUACCUUGUCAGAAUGAAACCAGAUGAUCAAGAUUUCUAUGAAAUCAGGGUUGCUGUCGUUGGUAACGUAGAUGCCGGUAAAAGCACCUUACUGGGUGUGUUGACCCAUGGUGAACUUGAUAAUGGAAGAGGUUUUGCCAGGCAGAAAUUAUUUCGUCAUAAACAUGAAAUGGAGUCUGGCAGGACAAGUAGUGUUGGAAAUGAUAUCCUUGGCUUUAACAGCUGUGGUGAAGUUGUCAACAAAACAGACUCACAUGGUGGUGGUCUUGAUUGGACAAAGAUCUGUGAAGCGUCGGCUAAAGUGAUCACAUUUAUUGAUUUGGCCGGACAUGAGAGAUAUCUGAAAACCACGGUAUUCGGCAUGACAGGGCAUGCGCCUGAUUUUUGUAUGCUCAUGAUUGGCAGUAAUGCUGGUAUAGUUGGAAUGACUAAGGAACAUCUUGGAUUGGCAUUAGCACUCAGUGUUCCCGUCUUUGUUGUGGUCACUAAAAUUGACAUGUGUCCUCCAAAUGUCUUACUAGAAACACUCAAGUUACUUCAGAGGAUACUCAAAUCACCAGGAUGUAGAAAAAUUCCAGUUCUUGUAAACAACUCAGAUGAUGUGGUUGUUACAGCAACAAACUUCAGCUCAGAGAGAGUGUGCCCAAUCUUCCAAAUUUCAAAUGUCAGUGGUGAGAACUUAGGCUUACUCAAGAUGUUCUUAAACUUGCUGUCGACAAGAAUGGACGCAAACAUAAAGGAACCUGCUGAGUUUCAGAUUGAUGAUACAUACUCUGUACCAGGUGUUGGCACUGUAGUGAGUGGGACUACAUUGAAAGGAAUGAUCAAACUCAAUGAUAACCUGUUGUUAGGACCAGAUGCACUUGGACAAUUCUUACCGAUUGCUGUUAAGAGUAUUCAUAGAAAAAGACUGCCUGUAAAAAGUGUACGCGGUGGACAGACUGCCUCAUUUGCAUUAAAAAAGAUAAAAAGGAAAGACAUCAGAAAGGGUAUGGUGAUGGUUUCUCCAGCUGUACAACCCAAAGCAUGCUGGGAGUUUGAAGGAGAAAUACUUGUAUUGCAUCACCCUACUACAAUCAGUCCACGAUACCAAGCCAUGGUACAUUGUGGAAGUAUUCGGCAGACAGCUACUAUCAUUAACAUGAGUCAAGAUCAUCUGAGAACUGGUGAUAAAGCCAGUGUGAGAUUUCGAUUUAUAAAAAACCCAGAAUACAUCAAAGCCGACACAAGAAUGGUAUUCCGUGAAGGAAGAACAAAGGCUGUUGGCAGUAUCAGUAAAAUAUUUCCACAUGUAGUUGCUACAGCGCUAACAGCACGACAAAAACCUCACAAAAUGAGACACCAGCAGCAGUCUGCAAGUGGCAAAGCAUCUCAAGGAGAAGAGGCCACUGAUGGAAAGGGAAGAGGAAAAGGGUAUGGAAGGGGACGAAAUCGCGGAAGGCGGCGACACCAUAACCAACCAGAUAAUGCAACAUUAUCAACUUUGUCCACAGUGGAAACAAGUGCAGAAAAGACAACAUCUGUGUCGUCGUCAACGACUUCAACACCUGGGACUGCAGCUGAGCCUCUGAACACAGUAGUUCAUCCAACACCUAAAACUGAAUUGAAUAAUGGUAGUUGAUGCUUGAAACUAGCUUUAUAAAUCAAGAUAGGUCUGAUAACAAUGUUGUAGAACCAUUCAGUUGCCAUCAUUACGUUCUACUCUUCACCCUUAAACAAAUUCCCUAAUUUUAUUUUCUACUCAAUGUUUCUGGGAGAAUUGUUUUGUUUGUAAGAGUGUUUUUAAUAUUUCCAAACAUCUCAGCAAUGCUGUAAAUUAUUUGAUCAAAUUGCCUGCUGCAGUGUUUUUGUGAUCAAGCUACUCCUCCCCUCAACCUCAAAUCACGUAUACAAAGAAUAUUGAUUGCAGUGAUUGAAAUCUUCAUGGAAAAGUAAGGUUUAGGCACACCUCAAUUUUGUUUGACCUUGUUGGUUGUUAUGUGAAUGGCGCAGGCAACACUGCCAGUUCCACAUGAAGGUUGGAGGGGCUUGUAUUCACCUGUUUUCACCUGUUUUUCACAAAAUGGAACCCAUUUCAAAUGGUGCCCUGUAGAGAUGUCCUGCAAUUUAUGUAUGGAUACUAAGUUGAUAUUUUAGAAACAUUUUAAUAGGAAUAACAAAACAAAUUAGUGGAAAACUGAAUCUGGAAUAGUAAAAUCGCAAGCAUAUUUGUGGUGAUCUUUUUUUUUCAUGCAGAUUCAUUGCAAUCAAGUUCAUGGAAGCUGCCCAUCAGUUGUAUCUAUACAGUACACUGCACAACACAGCCAUAUAGUUUUACCAAUGGGUCAACGCCAGGUCAAACUAAUGCUCGCUACUUAUUUUCAUUUACUGUAGUGACUAUUAUGAGAUUAUAAUUUGAUAAAUGGUGGUCAUUUGAAAGUGUGUUUGGCCAGCUCUAUUAUCAAGUUGUGCUUAGUUUGUAUCAUAUUAGAGCUUCUGUUUUCAGCAUUAAAUAUUUGAUAAAUUGCAGCCAUAGUUUGAAUUUGCAUUGCAGCAGAGGCAACAACAAUAAUGUAUUACAAUUGAAUGUCAUUUGAUCUGAAGUAUGUUUUUGUAUUACAAAUGUCUGUUAAGCAGUGGGGAUACACUUUGACGACAUGCUCCUUACAGAUAUUGUGUGCGAUUUAUUGGAAUAUUACUUAUCAAAUGCCAGUUUUCAGAAUAAAAAUCUGUUUUUAAAUUGCUCAAUGACAUGGAUUACUAAGAAUCUACUUUUAAUGUUGAAGACUAGAGGCAUUUCCACUAUUUCAUGAAUUCUGUUGAAAUAACAAUUUGCAAACCUGAACAUUUGUGUAGGUUGAAGUCACCAGCAGAGGGCGCUUCUUUAUCACAAUAUUAUUGUAUCUGUGAGGGUUUUAGUACAUUCUUAUGAAUGUUUGUCACAAACUUUUUUUAAUUAAACUGAUUCUUCUUGACUGGCAUUACCAGUGAA